Molecule: messenger RNA, 1729 nt
Organism: Centruroides sculpturatus (bark scorpion)
Lineage: Eukaryota; Metazoa; Arthropoda; Arachnida; Scorpiones; Buthidae
Product: testis-specific serine/threonine-protein kinase 4-like
Exons: 2
Coding region: 50-1642 (530 amino acids)
Biological process (GO): autophagosome organization; autophagy; protein autophosphorylation
Cellular component (GO): autophagosome; cytoplasm
Molecular function (GO): protein serine/threonine kinase activity; ATP binding
Source: RefSeq, a predicted model, not a curated record
AAUACGUUUCUUAACAAUAAAGAAUGUAAAAAAUUAUUGUAUAAUAAUAAUGGAUAACAAUAAGAAAACAGACUUUUCGAAUUUCUUAAAGGAUAGAGGUUACACAUUAUCUAACAGCGUAGGAAGAGGAUCCUUCGCUGAUGUAAGAUUAGCCUUCAGUUCUUUAAAUAGGAAAAAAAUUGCUGUUAAAAUAAUGUCCAGAGAGAAAGUUCCUAAAGAAUUUCUCAAUCGAUUUUUACCUCGUGAAAUCGAAAUUGUAAAAAGAAUUAAACAUCGAAACAUCGUUAGUUUCAUCGAAUGCGUGGAUAUGAAUGACACAAUAUAUAUAUUUAUGGAAUUUGUAGAAAAUGGUACAUUACUACAAUUACUAGAAAAAAAAAGAUUUAUAGAGGAAGAAAUGGCAUGCAAAUAUUUUCAUAACUUAAUUGAUGGCAUAGCUUAUCUCCAUAAGAAUGGAAUUGUCCAUCGUGACAUCAAGUGUGAAAAUUUAUUAAUUGAUAGAUUUAAUAUUAUCAAAAUUACCGAUUUUGGAUUUGCUCGCCAUUCUUUACCAAAUUAUUUAAUUGGAGAAAAUGAAAAUAAAGACAGAGAUUUAAUAUUAAGUACUACCUUUUGUGGUAGCUUAGCAUACGCUUCUCCAGAAAUUUUAAAAGGUUUACCAUACGAGCCUCAUAUGUCUGAUAUUUGGAGUGUGGGAAUUGUAUUAUAUGCUAUGGUAUGCGGGCGCUUACCAUGCCAAUCUGACGAUUACAAAACUAUACUUAAAGAGGUGACUACAAAAAUUCAUUUCCCAGUUAAUCCUCUAAUAUCUAAAUUAUGUAAAGAAUUAAUUCGUGCAAUACUUUCCCCUUUGGAAUCGAGAAUUUACAUACCACAAAUCAUGGCGAAUCAAUGGUAUAAAUAUCAAUUUCCCUGUUUAUCGAAGAAAAUAACAAGAAAGAAAACUUUAAUUUCUAAACAUUCGAAUGAUCUACAAAAUAUGUGGCCAAAUUUUAGAAAUAUAUUAAAAAAUUUUAAUUUAAAAUCACAACCGAAAGAGAAAAGUUUAGAUAUUUUAAUUAAGAACAAAAUGGAAAUGGAAAAUGUAGAUCAAAAUUUGAUUUUUAAGAAUUUAGAAGCUCUCGGAAAAUAUUUUCUAAGUAAUGAAUGCAUCGAUGAUAAAAUAAAUGAAAUUUUGGAUGAAAAUCAUCCAAGAAAUUCUACAGUUUCAUCCAUAAAAGAUGAUAAGUCACAUUCGAAAAUUCAUGAAAAUUCACAUUCUCUUGCUUCUGAAGCUAUGGAUGAUGAUGAUAAGAAUGAAAGAAAUUCACAAAAAAUCAAAGAUGAAUUUAAAAAUUUAAAAACAACAAAUGAUUCGUUUAAUUUAACUCAGAAAAAAUUCAACGAAGAUUUCUUAAAAGAUGAAGUAGCCAUUAACGUUAAAGAAUUAGAAAUUCAAUCAAGUUCAUAUCUUGUAGAAGAUUCGUCGACAGAAAUUAAAGAUUUAUCAAGUUUUAAAUUUUAUAAAAAAGAUGAUAAAGUUAUACAAUAUAAUGAAGAAAGACUUAUAAGAGAAUGUAACAUUUCGGAUGAAGAAAGAAACAUAAAAGAAGUUGAAAAACAACAAUGCGAUUUCGCUUUGUCAAAGAACAAAUCGAAAUAAAAAGAUGAUUUCUGAAUUGUCAAUAAAUAUUCUAAAUUCUUAAAUUAAAUUUUUAAGAAAGAAACUCGAUAAUUAUAUUAAAUAUUU